CUGCCACGCGUUGCAAGAGGCGUUUUUAUUUUUCGAGCAACACAAGAAACAGCUUGUGCGGAAGGGCAGCGGUGCUGCUCCGACCGCAGAAAGAAAUGAGCUACAACGCUCCGUCCCGGAGGCCCAGCAUCGGCUGCUGUUGCGUCCGCUGUUGCAGCAAGCCACGACGGGUGCUGCUGGUGGUACUAUGACCUCCCCAGCGAUGUGGUCCGCCGGGGCGGGGGCGACUCCAGAAGAAGAUCCUCGACGUCCUGGUGACGAGGUAUUGUCAUCUGUCACCUCGCCUUUUGGGUCCAAAAUUUACGACGGCGAAAAAGCACCAGCUGUAGGAGAUGAACCAGAACUGCAAGAAAGAGAGGGAACUACAAAUGAUAAAAUUGUGACGUACCAGAAAUCGGACCUGUACAAAUUUCUCAAGCACGAGUGUUACGCCAAUGCUGUGGAUUUGACCGAACCGCACGGCUAUUUGAUGAUUCGGGGCCGGGAGCAGGAAGACGAGCUCGAUUACGACUUUGUGCCGGGCUUCGACAAUAUUUGGAAUGCGGUCUUGAAAAAAAACCCGAGCGUGGUAAAGAAGAUGCAGCAUCUUCACUCGAGCAGAAGUAGUAGAGCACCAUUCUCAGCAUCAAACUGGUACGCGUUUUGGGGAGAAAGGGUAAACGAGUACAAGGCUAAGGCGGAGGAGGAAGCGAUUGCCGCGCCAGCAGCGGCAGCAGGUUUCGGCGGUAGAAUAAAUCCCGAUCAACCAGUACACGAGAGCAGAACAAGCCGCGAGGUCCUUUUGUACCGAGGCCAAGAUAUGGACUUGCAAAUCGCUAUGGAUGUGUCAGAGUUGAAAUCGACAAAGUUGAAAUAAUGUGUCAUGCAUAAAAUUGAUGCCAGUUGGAACCCAGUUUCUAAGUGGCGCAUGACAAAUUUCGGUGGUCCCUAAAUCCAGUUUGUCAUGCUGUUUAGGCAAAAAAGAGAAAAGAGUGAUUUUCUCAUGCUACUUCAGCAGCUCGAGCUGUAACCCCAAACAGGCUUACAAUCGGCCUCACUGGCCUGCUCUGCAACACACGUGCCUCGGGUCAUGCAUUUUAUGCAUUACAGAUUAUUUCAACUUUGACGAUUUCAAACCUGACGCUUCCAUAAUCGCCCGGGAAGCGCUCGUGGAAACAAGAAAUGGCGGCCUGUUCAGUGAUAUCCUGUGUAAAAGUAUCGUACUCGUAUUGCAAUCAUGCAUUGCAAAUCUCUUUCUCAAGGUACAUCAGCAUUACAAGUUUUAUUUCUAAUGCUGAGGAAAUUUGUGAUGCAUUUAUACGAGUGCGAUACUUGUUUUGCAGUUCAUAAGUGAGUUCUUCGGCGCGGCAGACGUUCAGUACUAUGCCCGAAAGCUCCGUGGCCCGGCGGACGGCAUCGGCGCAUGGCUGGCUUUUCCGGACGACGUCGAGGCUGUAGAAACUACACUUGCCAAGCCGGACGAGACGUAUGAAUUGCAAAAGUAUCGUACUCGUAUAAAUGCAUUACAAAUUUCCUUAGAAUGAGAAAUAAAAUUUGCAAUGCGGAUUUACCUUAAGAAAAAUAUUUGUUAUGCAUGACUGCAAUUACUACGAGUACGAAUACGAUACUUUUGCACAGGAUAAGACGGGACGCCAUGUGCUUGUGGCCGAUGUGCAGCUGGUCUCGGAAUAUCAAAUGUAAAAAUGUCUGGGUCUGGAAGAUUGCAACUUGUGAUGCUGUCUCUGCAUUCUAAAAGAAUCUGUAUUGCAUGAUCAGCAAGAGGGGUCCAGUUUGUGCUACAUGGGGAGGGCAUUUCUCAUGCGGGAUAGGCAUCAGAAAGCCCGCUAGAAAUAUGUGAUGCCAGGUUAUCCAUUACGGGCGUCAUGGGUCAUGUAAAAUCUGCAUGACAAGUCUGGCACUCUCCCAGACCCAGACACUUUUGCAUUUGAUACGGAAUUCGGGAAAAAGAACGACCUCUUGUUCUCCACUGGCGCCCCCGAGGGUCCUCGUGGAGCAACAGCAUCAUCAAGAAAGGACGCACUGCUUAGUCAGUACCAACUGCAGCAUCUGGAAACGUUUCGGAACAAUCUAGUACCACGACCAGUGCAAGAAAAAGAAUCUUCUGCGAAAAGAAAAAGUAAUCCUCCUUGCGCCGCUCCUUCCUCUUUUUCGGCAUCGGGAUCGCGGCGGUCAGGCUCCGACAGCCCAGCAAAGAUGAAACCCCUCGGCGUGGAUUUCGGGGUGCCGCAGCUGUUGUUCAGCUCCGAGACUGGGUUCUUCGGGGAAGCCGCCGUGCACCCGAGUGACGCCUACUGGUUGGCUUCCCACUACAGCUUGGCGGCGGGCCCGCAAUUCGGCGGCGGAGAAGCGAAAACGUUCGAGGAGAGGUACGAUCAGAAGCUGAAGGUCGUGGCGAGAUCCCUGGAACAGGUGUUCGGAAUCAAAUUCGUGAAAACUUGUACAACUUCCGCUUCGCGCUGGGACUUGACCACCUCGGGGUUGCUUUUUUCCAAGCCCUUCCUGCGCUCCGAAGACCUCAUUCCGCGGGAUUUGCGCCAUCCAAGUGAGCAGGCAAAGUUCCGUGCUCGGAAGAAGGGAGUCAAACUCGCUUUGUCCUCGCUAUUCGGUGAACGGCGUCAAACUCGCUUUGUCGCAACUCGCUUUGCCGCAAAAAGAAGAUUUAAAAGAAAAAAUCAGAAAGACUUUGUCGCCAAAAAAAAAUUGAAAAGAAAAAAUCAGAAAGAAAAGCAGAGGAAUAGCCCAGCGCGAAAAGUUAAAGUUUUGAAAAAAAUAAUAAAGAAGAAAAAAUUGCCACACGUCGAAACAAGAAAAGGUCCUGGAGCAGGUUCAGCUGCUCAGCCACCUUUGAGCAAGACGUUCCAACAGCAAUUCAAACAGCUUUGCGAGUACGGAAAAAAACGGGACGACGCAGCGUGGGCGAUGGGUCCCACAGCAGGAGCUGCUGCUGCACACGGGGUCGACGUGUCGACGUUAAUACAACCGGCAGAUCCAAUUGAUGAAGCUAGUUUGCAAGCCAAGGUGAUUGGUUUCAUGCAACACCAACACGACAAGCAGGCCGCGGAAGAAAUCCUGAAACGUGCUCGCGAGAGAGCGGAGCUUUUUGGGGGCGGGGAAGAGCUUCGCCUUCGCGUUCUAGCUGGGCCCCACGGGGCCGGCCACGAUGGGGAUCACCUGUGCACCUGUGGGCUGCCCAGGUGGACCGGCGUGAGAAAAAAAAAGGAGCAAGGCGAAGGAGCGCCAGCUUGGCAGUUUGAGUAUGGGACCGCCAUCGGCCAUGUGUGUGCUUGCGGAAUGCCGCACGCGUGUUGCAACCCUGCCAGCCUCGACAAAAUGAACGAGAAUCCGGAGUUCCCGAAAUGGCACCUAGUGCAGCCAGCGGAAGGGCAGAUGCGAAAAGAACUUGCAAGGAGAAGGAGAGAGAAAGCGGGGGUGCACGCCAACUUCGGAGAAGGGAGGGUAUCCCUGGUAACCGACUUCGGAGAAGGCAUCGAGGCAAGGAAAAGGCGGACUGAAGAGGAAAAACGUGCUGACACGCGCGGUGAUGCUUGCUUCGCCUGCCUCACGAACAGUCAUAUCCUGCGCAGAAACGUCCGCUGCUCCUGAAAUCUGGCGCUAAGAAAAUUAAGCAGAAGUUGUGCGAUGAACUCUGCGUGGUGACAAAUUUGGAGACGUAGUUUAUUUUUCCUGCCUGGUAGCUAAGAAAGAGACCGCGGUACGCGCUGAGCAGGUCCAGACUUUACAAAUUCAAAUACAGGGUGUAUCAGUACAAAUUGGCCAGCCCAAGAACAUGAAGCACCACUUCUAAAAAUUCCAAAACUCAUGCUCGUGAAGAAGAUGGAUCUCGAGGGAGCUCCCCUGUCGUGAGACAUUCUGGCUCUCGCUCUAGGCAUGCAGAGUUGCAUGAAAAAUAUGGGGGGGACGUUUUUACUCAGGAUAUCUCGGCACUUUGGCCACCUAGCGAAUGACGCGGCUUCUAAGCUUCUGGUUGACGGGGACGAAAGUGAUGCUGACGGUGCGACGAAACAACAGCAAACUACACACAACCGGUCGAAUAUGAGAGUGCACAUCAACUACUGCCCCUCGUCCACAUCAUUUUUUGCAGUGCAUUUCUAGCAUAGUACAAACAGAUGAAGCCACGACGAGGACCUCAAAAAUGAGAACGCGGUGCUUGAAUGGCCACGAAUCAACAUACAGCUCCAGACAAUAGACGAGCAGUUUAGAAGUUUGCGUUUGGCUAGUUGUACCCAAAAGUUGUUAUCAUGCAAGAAUUUGUUGUCAUGCAAGCAGCACGGCCAAAAGGAGGCUCAACAUACACGAAGCCUUGGCCGUUUUGCGUGACAAAUGAAAGACGAGAGUCGGCGAGGAUGUAGUGCACCCUGAUACCGAAAAAGCGACAGGGGAAACGACCCCGGGACCAAGAGCUACCAGUUGGAAACGCAACCGCUGUUAAAUCCAAAGCGGAAAGAGAGAAACUGCUCGAGGAACAUGACCGGGAGAACACGAAGUCUUUCGCGCUCCGGGACGCGCUAGCGCACUUCGGGAUAUCAAAUGCAAAAAUGUCUGGGUCUGGAAGAUUUCGAGAUUUGUCAUGCAUAUUUUCCAUGAGCCAUGAUGUCUAUGAAGCAUGCCGUAGCAUCACAGAUUUUUAGAGGACUUUGUGAUCCCUCUACCGCAUGAGAAAUGCCCUCUCCGCGUAGCACAAAAUGGAGUCCUCUUGCUGGUAAUGCAAUACAGAUUUUUUUAGAAUCCAGAGACAGCAGCACAAGUUUAGAAUGUUCCAGACCCAGACAUAUUUGCAAGCCAUACGGGAUUCCGGAGUACCACUGGCUCCUGGCGCUGCUGGUCUUCAGUAACGAAAUAUCCCCGCACGUCCAGGUCGCCGGGGACGAUGCGGUGGCUGCUGGUGUUCUCAAGGAGGCGAAGCGGAGAGUCGAGGCGAUUCGCAAACUCUUCGACCGGGAGAUUCUGCUGAACCAGGCAGCACUUCUGGCGGAUCUGCAUUGGGCCAGGGAAAAAGCCGAAAGGGAAGCGAGAGAGAAGAAAAUGCUGCAAUCGCUGCACAAAAUCCAUGAGCUGCAAAAAGCGAGGCAGCUAGCUCAGAUGGGUAUCCACGAUGCAGCAGAUAUUACAAUGUCUUGGCCAUCUUCUGGAAACGAUUGCAUGCAAGAGCAUCAUGUUGUUGACCACAGCUUCUCAUGUUGCAAAAGCGUGUUUAUGUUUUCAAAAUUUUGUUCCACGUCCCCGCGGUAUCAGUACAUCAAAGAAUUCGCUUCUCCUUGCGUGGAAAUAAGAAGUGGGCAGCUUCUGCUUUUGGUGCUUAUGCAAUAUUACGGAUUUUUGUAUGUAGUGAGGUCAUAUGAUCCAUCACAACUACACGACAACCCCUCCAGAGGAUCAUCCAGACGUACAAUUAUUUUUUGCAAUGCAUAGCCGGGCAAGUUCCGCAACUACCCGCGUAUCUUUUCGCCGACGGCGCGGCGGGAACAGCAGCCGGCUCUUGCCCCGACAGACCCGUACUGGACAUUGCAGACACAGCCACCAUCUCGUUUGCGACCUGGAAAAAGAAAUCUGCCAGCGAAGGAACUGACCGCGGUCAGGAAGAGCCUCCAGCUGCAGGACAUCAACCGCAAUCAGGUCGUGGCAGUGAUUGGAGCGUUGAGCUUGGGGUCAGGAUGGGCUCCGUGGAGAAGCGAGCGAUCGCACAGCCGCAGGUGGUUACAGAUACGGUCCGUAACGACCAGCAGGAGCUGAAAUUCGCGGAAUUUCUACAAGCACACGUGAUGCACUUUCCUACGCUGACAAUUCCGGUGGAGAAGCAGGGACGAACUACUUCCUUCGAACUCGAUAUCUACGUAGCUUACUGGCUCGAGGAAGUGCUGAAGCGGACCAAAAUCCGCGUGGAAAAAGGGCCGGACCCAACGGACAUUCAGAACACGUGGGACCUGAACGAUUGGAAUCGCGCCGCCGAGGCCGCAAAGUGCUACGAAAUCGAGAACCCGAUUUUCGAAAAAACGGAGAAAUUGCAGCUCAUGAAGGACUACAUCCAGGAAAAGUCACGCAAGCACCACGAAAAGCGUCGGGUGACGGAGCUGCAAGAUCUGCAUGCCGAGCAGCAGGCGCAGGCGAAAAUAAAGCGGGGCGAACAAGCCGGACUUACACCAAUGAAUGCGGAACAAGCACAAGUACUGAUUCAAUUAUAUGCUGCGAAGGCCUUACAACCCGGCGGCACAAUCACAAAGAGACCUACUACACAAGGUCGUGGGUCUUCAUCAGCUUCUGCAUCUUCAUCUGCAGGAAUUAUACCGCAGCAGUUACUUGCUGCGGCCAGCCCGGCACCAGCGCAACUCGUAAAAAGCGCAACACAAACUAAAUCUUCGCGAAAGCAAGCAGGCAAAGGACCGGCAAGUGGCGGCACGAUGCCGGGAUCUUCGGCUCGAGCUGCGGAAGGUACACCUGCUUCCACUGCAGCACCAGCAGCGGAGCCAAGUCAACCCAGUAGCAAGGAGGAGGUGGACGAGACGCCUGAAAGAGCAAAGACAAGACGACAGAGAGAGCGCAGAGCAGCACUAGCAGUACAGAGGCGAUUGCAAACAGAAACAGAAAAAACGGAACUCCCGCAGCUGUAAGAGACUAGCCCGUUCUCGCUCACAAGUAAAUUGAUGCAUCAGGAUAGCUCGCAAAUCAACUUCAAAACCUCGACGGCGUCCACGUUUUUUUCUGAAGCGUUUUAUGCCAUGAUGUUGAAUGUCACACAGGGUUGACACAGGGAACUAAGACUAACGAAGCUAUAGGUAAGUACAAUUUCCUGUAGUUUCUCGACCUGCUGCGCUAGAAGUUGUUGACGCAUUUUAUUUAUUGCCACUUACUACUUAUCUCUCAGCUUCAUCUCCACCGCAAGGAAGAUGAAGCUUGAAUACGGCUAAAGCAACAAAGUACACACAUACGUUCGACUUCGCAUCUCGUCUGAACAUCGUUGGUUUUGUUCCGGUAAAAGAAUUAUGAUAUUACGUACAACUCACAGUCACAACGCCUUCAAGCUUCCAGCUUAGUACCCUUACCCGUACAAAGGCAGGUAGGACUACACAUGCAGGAGGUCAAGGCCGAUGUAUUGGAGGUUUUAUUUUCUAAGUCGCUACCAGUACCACAGGCGGACGAGAUGAAGAAGUUAAAGUUGGCAAGAACCCGCAUUUGUACUGUUUGUAUGAUUUCCAUUUUAAGAUUAAGUUUAUAUAUUUGUCGUUUUGGCGUCUUUCCAAAUCCAGCAGCUACCUAUUCAAGCGGCGAAAAAGAAUAGGAGUCGAUAAGGGACACUCUAAAGAUGAGCGUCAAAGUCAUCACUUUUCGUUUUGGCUUCUAGUAUAAUUUUGGGAAGAACCAAAUUAAAAUUAAUUGGAUGCAUUGAUGAAGAAUUCCAAAUGGUCAUUGAUUAUGGGCCUUAAGUAGCAAGUGCACACGUUUAUUUUACACCGCGUUCUUUCCCUGAUGAAAUUGACAACUAAAUUAUUUGCACACUUUAAAAAUUUCUCCUGGGUAAGAACAUCAAAAUGAAAAUCGCUAUCGAGACACGCGGACGGGACGAGAGAGAAGGAAGAAACAGAUAGCGCAAUUAGUAAGUAGUUUGUCGUCUCUACUUUCCCUUUUGAUUCCUACCGUUUGUAAAAGUCAAUCUUUCAUAUGACCAAGAGCAUUAUGAGCAAAGGCGAGGAGAUGAGCCAGCAUCUCUCAACAUCACUGUAUAAUUUAUUUGCUACGUGGGAAUAAGUUUUUCCACCAUUGAAAGACCCUGCCUUGACAUGCAAACCCAAACUCAAUCUGUCGAUGUCGAAGUCGUAGAUUGCUAGUGCUGUUACAACAACGUAUCUGCUCCUCUGGGCGAUCAUGAUCUCAGUAUGCAAAAAGCUCAAGAACCGCAAACCAAAACCACCUAAACCUUGCAUAUGUCCCACUGUUGAAAGUCAUAAUUCACUAUCAUUGUUGUUGGAUCUAGUACAGUAACAGUUAAAGGUCGUGGUGCACCCAGAGGAGUAUUCGAGUAGAGCCACGUUUUGAUUUGAUGAAUCAAAAGGAAGAUGCUAUCGCUCUAAUACACAGAAAUGCAGCUAUUUGGAACGAUUUGUCCGAAGCCUAGCGAAGGACGAGAGGGUCGCUGGGACACCUUUUUCUGACAUGAACAACUGCAACCACUACCACUAGCACUACGCCGUUCGCUAUGGCUCGUGUAAAAAUUAUCAAGGAACAUCACUAACGCUAACCCCAAAGGAAGAAGGAAAAAAAGGAAAGGCCAAGGUAUAAGUCUUACUCGCGGGAAGAAGUUGAAGUACUAGAGAAAGAUGACUCCUCGUUAUUUUUUCUGGUACGCAUUUGUUCGGACGUGCUAGCUUUUGUUUGAUAAAGAAAAAAAAACAAUAAGUCUCCGUUUAGAAGUUUCGGACCUAGCGCCUUCGCCACAAGGUGAGAUACAGAAGACAUUUCUAUUUCUUGAGAACACAGUUUGUUAGUUUGCGUUUUCUCACUGCGACUUGCGUUUUUCUUAUUGCGACUUGCGUUUUACUUGAUAUUUGCGCGACCGCGAAGUAGCCUUGUGUUGACGUCUUUUAUUUCCGGCGUUAUUUUUGCGGGAAUGUCGUAUAUACUCGUCUUGGUCUUGCAGCUCUGCUGGAACUUCCGAAUGAUAAAA
Molecule: messenger RNA, 8677 nt
Organism: Amoebophrya sp. A120
Lineage: Eukaryota; Dinophyceae; Syndiniales; Amoebophryaceae
Source: the annotation of a GenBank genome assembly